This is a messenger RNA of Xenia sp. Carnegie-2017, 1754 nucleotides long. RefSeq names its product sorting nexin-14-like. Bases 27 to 1325 code for a protein of 432 amino acids. The transcript has 18 exons. Gene Ontology annotation, molecular function: phosphatidylinositol binding. The record is from RefSeq and is a predicted model, not a curated record. Lineage: Eukaryota; Metazoa; Cnidaria; Anthozoa; Malacalcyonacea; Xeniidae. Gene Ontology annotation, cellular component: intracellular membrane-bounded organelle.
AAAUAUUUAAGAAUUGUUAUUUUCCUAUGAGAACAGGUGAAGAAAUGAACGAGAAAUUUGAUGAUGUUGUUGAAACCUUUGAGCAAAUCAUGGUCGAUGAAACAUCGGAUGAGCUGUUAGAAAAUUUGUCGAUUGAACCUGAGUUGCUACAAGACGAUAUAACAAGCGUUCGAGAUAUGAGUACAUGGAAAAUAAAAAUUCCCAAAGUUGCUUUUAAUAUAAAUGGUUCAAAAGAGUUGGUUUCAUACGUCAUAUCCGUCUCCGAGUGCGAAUCUAACGAGGAUAUUCCGACAUGGGACGUUAAGAGGGAACAUAAGGAGUUCUAUGUUUUACACAAUAAACUCACGCAAUUUCAUGGUGAUUUCGGUGGAGUUGUUCUACCAAAUAAGAGAAACUCCACGUUGUCAUCUAGACAAGCUACGGAAAUCUUUGAAAACUAUCGCAAUUCUUUUAUGUACUAUUUACAGGAUUUAGUGCGUAAUCCGCUGAUACGCGGCAGUGAAUUGCUUUAUCGUUUUCUUUCUCCUGAUGAAGAGUUUAGUAGCAUGUUUGCUCCUGAUACUGUGGGGAAACUUGCAGGAAGAAAAUUGAAAUCAGUGGCUACAAAGUUGAAGAAAGAGAAAGGACAAAAUUUGGAGACGUUUCUGAAUACAUUUUUUGCAUCGACGAAGCCAGCUUCAGGCAAAAGUACUCCUGUAUCGGGCUCUCCUAAUCUUCAAAGAAAAGAAUACGAAAGAGAUACAGCUGCAAACAUGGAGAAUUCUGUUGGUUCACACUGCAGCAAUGAUAAUGAAAUAAAUCAAAUGCAAUCCCCGAGAAAUUUGUCAUUUACGAAAUCAAACCAUGUUUUACAUUUGCAAAAUCCAGCAGAUUAUAUUCUUUAUUUGGCGAUCAAUUUGUUUCAAAUACGAACAUGGACUUUAAAUCUCUUCUUGUGCUUAAAAAUCGUCGCUCAGAAUACUUUCAAUGACUUUGUAGAAAGAUACCUAGCUUAUAAAAUCAAUCUUGCGAUGCAUGAACAUCAUCUCGUUCCAGUUAUUCAUAUGUUUAGAGACGCUGUUUUUUACGAUAAUGACCUUCCCAGGACAGAGGAGGAUAAAUUGGAGAGGAGAGAUGAAACUCUACGGGAAUUAUUGGAUUUUUUUCCAGGUCCCUUGGUCAAACUGCUGGGGAAACAGAAAUGUAACGAAGGACUGACCGCUAUAUUUGAACUGUUACAACAUGAGCAACUUAACAGACAAGUUUUUUACACUUUGUUGGAUACCAUUGUGGAGGAAAUUUUUCCUGAGACUUCUUCGGAAAAUUGUACAGAUAACGUUGAUUAACAUUUGAGAAGAGCGCCAUUGGUCGGAACAAUUAUCCGAAAGAUAAAACAUCCGAGGAUAAAAAUAUCCGAGAGGUCAAACACCCGAGGAUAGAAAUAUCCGAGAGAUCAAACACCCGAGGAUAGAAAUAUCCGAGAGACAAAACACCCGGGGUAGAAAUAUCCGAGAAAUAAAUAUCCGAGGAUAGAAAUAUCCGAGGUCAAACACCCGAGGAUAGAAAUAUCAGAGAGAGGAAGCUGACCGCUGUAAUACCUUUGAGUGGAAACGUGAGUGAAUAUUUUGAAAUUCGAUCGUAAAAAUUUCUCAUGAACACGAUAACAUUCAUUUUAUUUUAUUUAUUGUAAAAGUCACGUUGUCAGUGAGUAUGAUUAUUGUUGUUGUUGUAUUAUUUUAUACUAAUUUACAAUGAAAUUCACUGAUUUUUUUAAA